This is a messenger RNA of Varanus komodoensis (Komodo dragon), 9574 nucleotides long. It is a transcript of the gene FLNB, whose product is annotated as filamin B. The transcript has 47 exons. NCBI's taxonomy places the organism in Eukaryota, Metazoa, Chordata, Lepidosauria, Squamata, Varanidae. Gene Ontology annotation, molecular function: actin filament binding. The coding region runs from base 1 to 8058 and encodes 2685 amino acids. Gene Ontology annotation, biological process: actin cytoskeleton organization. The record is from RefSeq and is a predicted model, not a curated record.
AUGACCACGCAGGCGCGGAGCGCGGCGCGCAGUGACUGGAGCGGAGGCGGCAACAGCAGCGAGCAAAGUCGCGGCUCGGAGCCUCGGUGGCAGCAGCAGCCUCACCCUCACCCUCUGGGCCGUAGCGACCUCGAGUCGGAUUGCGCGGCCAUGCCCGUGACCGAGAAGGACCUGGCGGAGGAUGCGCCCUGGAAGCGGAUCCAGCAGAACACCUUCACGCGCUGGUGCAACGAGCACCUCCGCUGCGUGAACAAGCGGAUCGGCAACCUGCAGUUCGACCUGAGCGACGGGCUGCGCCUCAUCGCGCUGCUGGAGGUGCUCAGCCAGAAGCACAUGUACCGCAAGUACCACCAGCGACCCACCUUCCGACAGAUGCAGCUGGAGAACGUGUCGGUGGCGCUCGAGUUCCUGGAGAAGGAGAACAUCAAGCUGGUCUCCAUCGAUAGUAAAGCCAUUGUUGAUGGGAACUUGAAGCUGAUCCUAGGAUUGAUAUGGACCCUUAUCCUCCACUAUUCAAUCUCUAUGCCAGUGUGGGAAGAUGAAGGAGAUGAUGAUGCCAAGAAACAAACGCCUAAGCAGAGACUCUUGGGAUGGAUUCAGAACAAAAUCCCAUAUUUGCCAAUAACAAACUUCAACCAAAACUGGCAAGAUGGCAAAGCUCUUGGUGCUCUUGUGGAUAGCUGUGCUCCAGGUCUCUGCCCAGACUGGGAAGCCUGGGACCCUAAGAAGCCCGUUGAUAAUGCUCGUGAAGCUAUGCAACAAGCAGAUGAUUGGCUGGGUGUCCCCCAGGUCAUCACUCCUGAAGAAAUAAUACAUCCGGAUGUUGAUGAACACUCUGUAAUGACCUACCUGUCACAGUUCCCCAAAGCAAAGCUGAAGCCAGGUGCUCCAUUGAAACCGAAACUUAAUCCGAAGAAGGCAAGAGCUUACGGUAAAGGAAUUGAAGCACAUGGAAAUAUGGUGAAGCAGCCUGCCAAAUUCACUGUAGACACGAUCAGUGCUGGCCAGGGUGAAGUAAUGGUGUUCGUAGAAGAUCCAGAAGGAAACAGGGAAGAGGCCAAGGUGACCCCUGACAAUGACAAGAACAAGACCUAUGCUGUUCAGUAUGUGCCAAAGGUUGCAGGACCUCACAAGGUUACAGUUCUGUUUGCUGGCCAGCACAUUUCAAAGAGUCCGUUUGAAGUAAAUGUUGACAAAGCCCAAGGUGAUGCCAGCAAAGUAACAGCAAAAGGGCCUGGCUUAGAAGUGACAGGAAAUAUAGCAAACAAGCCUACUUAUUUUGAAAUUUACACAGCAGGGGCUGGAGUUGGUGAUAUAGGUGUUGAUGUUGAAGAUCCUCAAGGAAACAACACUAUUGAAGUUACAGUAGAAGACAAGGGGAAUCAAGUUUACCGUUGUGUGUAUAAGCCUCUUCAAGCUGGUCCUCACACUGUUAGAGUGACAUUUGCUGGAGAGCAUGUUCCAAAAAGCCCUUGGAGUGUCCUUAUUGGUGAAGCCUGCAAUCCAAGUGCCUGCCGUGCCAGCGGUAGGGGCCUCCAACCUAAAGGAGUUCGGAUCAGAGAAACCGCAGACUUCAAGGUUGAUACUAAAGCCGCAGGGAGUGGAGAUAUGCAUGUGGCAAUAAAAGGGCCAAAGGGCUUGGACGAACUUGUGAAACAAAAGGAAUUUGUGGAUGGUGUGCAUUCAUUUGAAUACUACCCCGUUACCCCAGGAAAAUACAUUGUCACAAUCUUGUGGGGAGGCCACAACAUCCCCAAGAGCCCAUUCGAAGUUCAGGUUGGCCCUGAAGCUGGACCUCAGAAAGUAAGGGCCUGGGGACCAGGUCUCCAUGAAGGAGUUGUUGGCAAGUCUGCUGACUUUGUGGUAGAAUCCAUUGGACCAGAGGUUGGAUCCUUAGGUUUUGCCAUUGAAGGCCCAUCUCAAGCAAAAAUUGAAUGUGACGAUCAGAACGAUGGUUCAUGUGAUGUGAAAUACUGGCCCACGGAGCCUGGUGAAUAUGCUGUUCAUAUCAUGUGUGAUGAUGAAGACAUCAAAGACAGCCCCUAUAUGGCAUUCAUCCAGCCUGCUUCUCCAGACUUCAACUCUGACAAGGUGAAAGCCUAUGGUUCAGGGCUGGAGAAAAGUGGCUGCAUUGUGAAUGUUCCUGCAGAAUUUACAGUUGACACAAAGAAUGCAGGGAAUGCUCCUCUGAAGAUAUACGCACAGGAUGGUGAGGGAGAUCCUAUUGAUAUCCAAGUGAAGAGCAAGCCAGAUGGCAUCUAUGCCUGCUCCUACAUUCCAGCCAAACCAAUCAAGCACACCAUUGCUGUCACUUGGGGUGGAGCUAAUGUACCCAACAGCCCAUACAGGAUCCAGAUUGGGCAAGGUAGUCAUCCUGAGAAGGUGAAAGUGAUUGGACCAGGGGUGGAGAGAACUGGUCUGAAAGCCAACGAACCGACUCACUUCACAGUAGACUGUGCAGAGGCAGGAGAAGGUGAUGUGAGUGUGGGCAUCAAGUGUGAUGCUCAUGUAAUCAGCGAAGAAGAGCAAGACAUAGAUUUUAACAUCAUUCAUAAUGCGAAUGAUACUUUCACAGUGAAAUACACCCCUCCUGCUGCUGGGCGCUACACUAUCAAGGUGCUGUUUGCUGGAGAGGAAAUUCCGGCCAGCCCUUUCAGAGUGAAAGUGGAACCCUCCCAUGAUGCAAGUAAGGUCAAAGCCGAAGGGCCUGGACUAAGUAAAACGGGUGUGGAGAAUGGGAAGCCAACGCACUUUACUGUCUUCACAAAAGGUGCCGGAAAGGCCCCUCUGGAUGUCCAUUUCAGUGGACCGAGGGCGGGAGAUGCAGUUAAAGAAUUAGACAUCAUUGACAACUAUGAUUAUUCCCACACUGUAAGAUACACUCCAGUUCAGCAGGGUAACAUGAACAUUCUGGUGAACUAUGGUGGUGAUCCCAUCCCUAGGAGUCCUUUCACUGUAGGUGUUGCUGCUCCACUUGACUUGAGCAAAGUUAAACUUAAUGGUCUGGAAAACAGAGUCGAAGUGGGCAAGAACCAGGAAUUUCAGAUUGACACAAAAGGAGCUGGUGGACAGGGUAAACUGGAUGUGUCCAUCUUCAGCAAUACCAGGAAACCUUUGCCAUGCUUAGUAGAACCAGUAGUAGGCAAAGAGUGUAGCACUGUAAGGUAUAUCCCAGAGGAAGAAGGACUUCAUAUGAUUGAUAUAAAUUAUGAUGGGAAUCCAGUCCCAGGAAGCCCCUACACUGUGGAAGCCACUCUGCCACCAGAUCCCUCCAAGGUGAAGGCCCAUGGGCCAGGACUUCGAGGAGGCCUUGUUGGAAAGCCUGCAGAAUUCACAAUAGACACCAAAGGUGCAGGAACUGGGGGUCUUGGGUUAACAGUUGAGGGACCAUGUGAAGCCAAAAUAGAAUGCUCUGAUAAUGGAGAUGGAACAUGCUCAGUCUCCUACCUGCCUACAAAACCAGGUGAAUACCUUGUGAACAUCCUAUUUGAAGAGGUCCAUAUUCCUGGCUCUCCUUUCAAAGCAGAUAUUGAAAUGCCAUUUGACCCUUCAAAAGUAAUUGCCACAGGCCCUGGACUUGAACGGGGUAAAGUGGGUGAAGCUGGAUUGCUCAGUGUGGAUUGCUCAGAAGCUGGGCCUGGGAAGCUGGAUAUGGAAGCAGUGUCUGAUUCUGGUUCUAAAGCAGAUGUUAAAGUUCAAGAUAAUAAAGAUGGGACAUAUGGAGUUACAUAUGUGCCCCUUUCUGCUGGAAUGUAUACACUCAAAAUGAAAUAUGGUGGAGAGCCAGUGCCAAACUUCCCUGCACGAGUCAAAGUUGAUCCGGCUGUAGACACAAGCAAAAUUCAAGUGUUUGGGCCAGGAAUCGAAGGGAAAGAUGUCUUCCGUGAAGCAACAACAGGUUUCACUGUAGAUGCCAGGCCCUUGACCAAAACUGGUGGAGACCAUAUCAAAGCCCAAAUUGCAAAUCCUUCUGGAGCUUCCACAGACUGUCUCAUCAAAGACAACGCUGAUGGGACAUACGCAGUACAGUUCACUCCAUAUGAAAGAGGCCCUCAUAGUGUUGAAGUGACCUACGAUGAUGUUCCUGUUCUAAACAGCCCUUUCAAGGUAGACGUCACGGAAGGUUGCCAUCCUUCCCGUGUGGUGGCCCAAGGAACUGGGCUACAGGAAGCUUUCACAAAUAAACCAAACCCAUUUACUGUUGUCACCAGAGGGGCUGGAAUUGGUGGUCUUGGAAUAACUGUUGAAGGUCCUUCAGAAUCCAAAAUAAGCUGCAAAGAUAACAAGGAUGGCAGCUGUAGUGCAGAAUAUAUCCCUUAUGUUCCAGGAGACUAUGAUGUCAACAUAACUUAUGGGGGUGAACAUAUUCCUGGCAGUCCAUUUAAGGUUCCUGUAAAAGAUGUUGUUGACCCCUGUAAAGUGAAAGUUGUAGGACCAGGCUUGGGAACUGCAGUUCGUGCCAAAAUUCCCCAAGCCUUUACUGUGGAUACCAGUAAGGCUGGAGUUGCGCCACUUGAGGUUACAGUGAUGGGACCCAGAGCUGAUGAGCCGGAUUCCCAGUCACGGCGCAGUCCACUGAAAGCAAUUUCAGAGUUCUUUAAAGGUGAUCCGCAGGGUGAAUCUAAUAUGACAGGCUUGGCGGAACCUGUUAGCAUAGUUGACAAUGGCGAUGGCACCCAUACAGUAUCAUACACACCUACGCAAGAAGGUCCCUAUACAAUCGGGGUAAAAUAUGCAGAUGAAGAAAUUCCUAGAAGCCCAUUCAAAGUAAAGGUGCUUCCAACAUACGAUGCCAAUAAAGUGACAGCAAGUGGGCCUGGCCUUAGCACCCAUGGGAUUCCAGCAAGCAUGCCUGCUAAAUUUGUUGUUGAUGCUAAAGAUGCAGGACAAGGACUUCUCUCAGUACACGUAACUGACCAAGAAGGCAAACCAAAAAGAACAGAUAUCCAUGACAACAAUGAUGGCACUUACGCAGUAACUUAUCUCCCUGACAAGACUGGUCGCUAUUCUGUUGGCAUUAAAUACGGUGGGGAUGAUAUACCCCUAUCUCCAUAUCGCGUCCGUGUAUCACCAGCAGGCGAUGCUAGCAAAUGUCUAGCAACAGGUCCUGGCAUUGCAGCCACAGUAAAGACUGGAGAGGAAGUUGGCUUUGUUGUAGAUGCUAAAUCUGCUGGCAAGGGCAAAGUGACAUGUACCGUCCUAACACCAGAUGGUACAGAAGCUGAAGCAGAAGUUAUUGAAAAUGAAGAUGGAACGUAUGACAUUUAUUACACAGCUGCUAAACCAGGAACUUAUGUAAUUUAUGUCCGUUUUGGUGGAGUGGAUAUUCCAAAUAGCCCCUUCACAGUCAUGGCUACAGAUGCAGAUGACGUUGCAGUAUUGUCUCAGGAGCCUCUAAAUGCCGCCUGUCCCCCUGGAUUCCAGCCCUGGGUAACAGAAGAAGCUUAUGUACCUGAUGGUGACAUGAAUGGAGUAGGCUUUAAGCCUUUUGAUAUGGUCAUUCCUUUUGCAGUAAGAAAAGGAGAAAUAACUGGGGAAGUUCACAUGCCCUCGGGGAAGACGGCAGCAGCAGAUAUUGUGGAUAACAAGGAUGGCACAGUCACGGUUAGAUAUGCACCGGUUGAGGUUGGGUUGCAUGAAAUGCACAUCAAGUACAUGGGCAACCACAUUCCAGAAAGUCCCCUACAGUUCUAUGUGAACUAUCCAAACAGUGGAAAUGUGACAGCUUAUGGACCUGGUCUUGUUUAUGGUGUAGCAAACAAGCCAGCAACCUUUACCAUAGUCACUGAAGAUGCUGGUGAGGGUGGUUUGGACUUGGCAAUUGAAGGCCCCUCCAAAGCCGAGAUCAGCUGCAUUGAUAACAAGGACGGCACUUGCACAGUCACUUACCUGCCCACGCUUUCAGGAAACUACAACAUCUUGGUCAAGUACAAUGAUAAGCAUAUCCCAGGAAGCCCGUUCAUUGCCAAAAUCACAGAUGACAGUAGGAGACGUUCCCAAGUUAAGCUUGGCUCUGCUGCUGAUUUCUUGUUGGACAUCAGUGAGACUGAUCUUAGCCUCUUGACAGCCAGUAUUAAAGCCCCAUCUGGAAGAGAUGAACCUUGUCUCCUGAAACGGCUACCCAAUAACCACAUUGGUAUCUCAUUCAUUCCAAGGGAGGUGGGAGAACACCUGGUCAGUAUUAUGAAGAAUGGAAGUCAUGUGCCCAACAGUCCCGUGUCCAUUAUGGUGGUUCAGUCGGAGAUUGGCGAUGCACGUAGAGCAAGGGUUUCUGGACGUGGCUUGGUGGAAGGACGUACAUUUGAAAUGUGUGACUUCAUUGUGGAUACAAGAGAUGCAGGAUACGGUGGGAUAUCACUAGCAGUCGAAGGACCUAGCAAAGUGGAUAUCCAGACCGAGGAUCUAGAGGAUGGAACUUGCAGAGUGUCUUACUUUCCAACUGUGCCUGGUGUUUACAUUGUGUCAACCAAGUUUGCUGAUGAACAUAUCCCAGGCAGCCCAUUUACUGUGAAAAUAAGUGGUGAAGGACGGGUGAAGGAAAGUAUCACACGUGCCAGACGGGCACCUUCUGUGGCCACUGUUGGAAGCUUGUGUGAUCUUAACUUAAAAAUCCCAGAAAUUGAUAUCGGUGACAUGUCAGCCCGGGUAACUAGCCCCUCAGGCAGAAUUACAGAUGCUGAAAUAAUGGAGCAUGACAAAAGCACGUAUUGCGUCCGCUUUGUGCCCCAGGAAAUGGGGGUCCAUACUGUUGAUGUGAAAUACAGAGGGCAGCAUGUGCCAGGCAGUCCGUUCCAGUUUACUGUUGGGCCGCUUGGUGAAGGAGGAGCCAACAAGGUCAGAGCGGGCGGACCAGGCCUUGAAAGAGCAGAGGCAGGAAUCCCAGCUGAAUUCAGCAUAUGGACCAGAGAAGCAGGAGCUGGAGGGCUUUCCAUUGCAGUGGAAGGCCCGAGUAAGGCAGAAAUUGCUUUUGAAGACCACAAAGAUGGAUCCUGUGGUGUAUCGUAUACUGCUCAAGAGCCUGGUAACUAUGAGGUGUCCAUAAAAUUCAACGAUGAACAUAUUCCCGAAAGCCCUUACCUGGUUCCUGUGAUAGCUCCUUCAGAUGAUGCUCGUAGGCUCACUGUUAUGAGCCUUCAGGAGUCUGGGUUGAAAGUUAACCAGCCAGCAGCCUUCGCCAUAAGGCUUAACGGGGCGAAGGGCAAGAUUGAUGCUAAAGUACAUAGUCCAAUUGGAGCAGUAGAAGAAUGUCAUGUCUCUGAACUGGAGCCAGAAAAAUACGCUGUUCGGUUCAUUCCACGUGAAAACGGCAUUCAUUCUAUUGACGUGAAGUUCAAUGGGAGCCACGUUGUAGGCAGCCCCUUCAAAGUCAGAGUUGGGGAGCCUGGGCAAACAGAUAGUCCAGCCCUAGUCACUGCCUACGGACCAGGCCUUGAGAGUGGCGUAACAGGGUUGCAGUCGGUGUUUACUAUAGACACCAGCAAAGCUGGCCCUGGCACCCUUUCUGUUACAAUUGAGGGUCCGUCCAAGGUGAAGAUGGAUUGUCAGGAAGCUCCAGAGGGCUACAAUGUAAUGUACACACCGAUGGCUCCAGGAAACUACCUAAUUGGAAUUAAAUACGGAGGGCCUAAUCACAUAACUGGUAGCCCUUUCAAAGCAAAGGUGACAGGCCAGAGGCUGGUUAGCCCCGGCAUCUCAAAUGAAACGUCCUCUAUCAUGGUGGAAUCUGUCACCAGAUCAACAACGGAUACCUGCUAUAGUGCCAUUCCCAAGUCUUCAUCUGAUGCAAGCAAAGUUGUCUCCAGGGGUGCAGGCCUCUCUAGGGCUUUUGUGGGCCAGAAAAACUCAUUCUCUGUAGAUUGCAGCAAAGCAGGUUCAAAUAUGUUGUUAGUUGGAGUGCAUGGACCUACAAUACCUUGUGAAGAGGUAUCUGUGAAGCACUUGGGAAAUCACCAGUACAAUGUGACAUACGUUGUUAAGGAGAAGGGUGACUAUAUUCUAGCCGUGAAGUGGGGUGAACAACACAUUCCUGGAAGCCCAUUCCAUGUUACUGUUCCAUAAGUUCUUCUUGUACCAGAACAGUCUACUCCUAGAGUGAAAUCUUACAAUGCAAAACUGUGAGCAGUCCUGUGAGAAAGUAUCUUUCUCUACGCAGUUCAUAUUUUUAAUGUAUCCAAGAUUAAAUCCAAUGCUUUUUAAAGAGUUCUUUUUUGUCUUAAGCAUCACUGCUAUACCAUGUAAAUCCAAUGUCAUCUUCAGAUUGUACUUUCUAAAUCAAUACCACAAUCAUAUAAUUAUGAAAGGUGCUAACCUUUUUGUGGAUUUUGGAAUUUACAUGUUAAACUGGAAUUUGUCUUGGCUAAUUGGGAAUCUACUCUUAAACUACUGACUUGUAAUGGGUGUUUUUAGACUGGAAACUCUUCAUUUAGUUGUAGAAUAUCACUUUGACUUUUGCCAGUUCAAAGAUCUUCUGUAAAGAAAUGAGGUAAAACUGGUACUUUAAUGUGCCUUUGUAUACUUGAUUGACUGUUAAUAUCUAAUAGUGAAAACUCAAAAUCAUGCUACAGCUAAACACUAUAAUGCCUUUUAGGGUGCUUGGUGUUUACAAGUGAACAUUGCCUGCUUUUUCUUCUUUGAAGGAAGUGAUGUGGGCCAUCAGAUUGUUCUCGGCAGCCUUCAUCACUAAUGUGUUGUGCAGGGUUGAUGUUGGCUUGCGUCAUCCAUGGUUGCUGAGACAGGCAGGGUGCCGAACUAGGUUGAUGAUCUGGCCGAGAUGUGCCCUGCUGGGUGCUUGAAGUCAGUUGUGGUGCACCAUACACAACCUGCAGCAACUUGUUCCAUGAGUAGUUCAUGCAUGGAAAUGUGUAAUUCUUACAUUGCCUCUCAUGGAAAGAUACUUCAUUUGCAAUACAUGGGCUUUUAGUACAGUUAAAAGCCAGUUGGGACCUGCUCAUCAUAACCCCUCACGAUGAUGUGAGCACUACUAGUCUAGGCAAUUAACCAUUAAAUGAAUCUCCAACUGUUUUUACUAAGAGUGCAGAUCAAUCAAGCCCACUGAGUUUAGUCCAAGGCAUUCAUACACAGGUGUAUCUCUCCUUCGUUGUUUUUAUAAAGGAAAUAUCACACCAUCAUUCCAACUUUCGAAAUGACAAAACACCUUUUUUAAACACACACAUACACAUUCCAAACAUGCAACUAAUGGUUACUACAAAGCUGCUAAGGCUUUUAGCAAAAUAUUUUUUUUUCAAAGCUUUAAAUAUGCCUAAAGGAGGAAGAGGCUUAAUGAAAGUAACCUAGUUUUCUUCCCUCUGUUAGCAAAAGAUACUUGGUCAGCUUUAUUUUUGUAGUUGUAUAUCAGUGCACUAAUUCUAAGCACAGCUUCUUGGACAGGAGAUAGGAUAACAAGGUUUUUUUUUACUGUGUUGUGUGCCUUAAUGUGAAAUGCUCACUGCAUUGUAAACUAUAUAUAGAAAAGCAAAAUAAACUGGAAUAAAUGCAAGAUUGUAAUAUUGUAUCUCAUAACUUAUUAAAACUAUGAAUGUUUGCUUCAUGAAAUAAAAUGUGCAUGUUGAAUUCA